Messenger RNA from Fusarium tjaetaba, 966 nucleotides. RefSeq lists its product as uncharacterized. Lineage: Eukaryota; Fungi; Ascomycota; Sordariomycetes; Hypocreales; Nectriaceae. The coding region runs from base 1 to 966 and encodes 321 amino acids. The record is from RefSeq and is a predicted model, not a curated record. The transcript is spliced from 7 exons. Gene Ontology annotation, molecular function: methyltransferase activity.
AUGGCAGAUGACAAAAGUCCGAGCCCAGACCAGGGCCUCGUACCUGAAACUCAGUCUCCGCCGAGAGAAGAUCAUUUGGAAGUCGACGAAGAGGAGACUCUAGAUAAUGAUUCCACAUACAAUCUGUCAACGGCCGCCGGUAUCAUGCUUUUCGUGAAGCCCAACGAUGAAGAGGAGCAAACACGAAUGGACUUGGUACAUCACAUUUACUCUCUCAUGCUAGACGGUGCUUUAUUCUUGGCGCCUAUUGGUGACCAUCCUCAGCGUGUUCUGGAUCUGGGAACUGGCACUGGUAUCUGGGCGAUAGACUUUGCCGAUGACUUUCCCUCGGCUUCGGUCCUGGGGACGGACCUUAGCCCUAUCCAACCAGAGUGGACUCCGCCAAAUUGUCGAUUUGAAGUAGACGAUUUCGAGGCUGAGUGGCUUUAUCACACGCCCUUUGACUUCAUUCACGCACGGGAGCUGGAAGGCUGCAUUGGCGAUGAUGAUAGGUUCUUCCAGCAAGCCUUACAACACCUAGCUCCUGGCGGCUAUAUCGAAAUGCAGGCAGUCGCGGCACCAUUUCUAUCAGAUGAUGGUACUGACGUAAAGGCCGUCAACGCCCAGCUAUGGUUAAAGACGCUGUGUGAAGGAUCUGCCAAGUUCGGCAAACCAAUUGAUUGUGCUCCUCUGUGGAAGGAUAAGUUGAUUGCUGCUGGUUUUGAGAACGUACGGGAAGAGAUACGCAAGAUGCCACUCGGGUCAUGGCCCAAAGACCCGAAGCUCAAGGAAAUUGGCAAAUAUCAGUCUAUCCAAGAGGCUAAAGCCAUUGAAUCAUACACACCACAGAUCUUCUCGGCUGUACUUGGAUGGUCACAGGAAGAGAUACAGGUUUUUAUGGCAAAGGUCAAGAAUGAGAUCAAGGAUCCUUCGAUUCACCUUUAUCUUCCUGUGCAUUUCCUUUGGGGACGAAAACCUGCGUCUUGA